Molecule: messenger RNA, 1737 nt
Organism: Falco peregrinus (peregrine falcon)
Lineage: Eukaryota; Metazoa; Chordata; Aves; Falconiformes; Falconidae
Product: potassium/sodium hyperpolarization-activated cyclic nucleotide-gated channel 4
Exons: 5
Coding region: 163-1737 (524 amino acids)
Biological process (GO): transmembrane transport; potassium ion transport
Cellular component (GO): membrane
Molecular function (GO): voltage-gated potassium channel activity
Source: RefSeq, a predicted model, not a curated record
AGGAGAUGACACACCAGUCUUUGGUCCCUUCUGCCCCUUGAGCUGGGGGCAGGGGCCUGGGGGCAGUGUCAGUUCCCCUCCUUGGGCAGGGCCGGGGGGUCUUUCCCUCUAACUGAGCAGCAGCAGCAGCAGCAUCGGUCAUGGACAAGCUGCCCCCCCUCCAUGCGCAAGAGGCUCUACAGUCUGCCCCAGCAGAUAGGACCCAAGGCAUCAAUCAUGGACGAGGAGGAAGACAGCGACAAGGACACCCGGAGGAAAAGCAUCAGGCUGAAGCCACUGCCUUCGCCCUCUGCUGGGAGCACCCGGGCACUUGGGGGAGACCCCAGCAGAGGGGGGGACCCCGGCCUCCUGGAGACAGACGCAGGCAGCAAGGGUGCCAAGACCAGCACCAACGGGGACUGCCGCCGCUUCAAAGGGAGCCUGUCCUCGCUGACCAGCAGGCACCUCCACGACGCGGCCGAGGAGAAGAGGCUGAUCGGCGGCGAAGGGGAGCCAGCCUCCCCCAGUGAGGACAAGAGCCCCCCUGGCAGUGGGGAGCUGGAGCAGGGACUGCCAGCGCCUCCACCACCAGCGUCCCCACCAGAGCCCCAGCAGCAACCCCCCCGGGCUUGCUCCUCUACCUCCAUCAAAGUGGAAGGAGGUGGAGGGUGCGACCAGAUCACCCCAGAUGAGGAGCAGAGGCUGGGCCAAGCUGGUUUCAUGCAGAGGCAAUUCGGGGCCAUGCUCCAGCCGGGCGUCAACAAAUUCUCCUUGAGGAUGUUUGGCAGCCAGAAGGCCGUGGAGAGGGAGCAGGAAAGGGUUAAGUCUGCCGGGUUCUGGAUCAUCCAUCCCUACAGCGACUUCAGGUUUUAUUGGGAUUUGACCAUGCUGCUCCUGAUGGUAGGGAACCUGAUCAUCAUCCCUGUGGGCAUCACUUUCUUCAAGGAUGAAAACACUACCCCAUGGAUUGUCUUCAAUGUGGUUUCAGACACGUUCUUCCUCAUCGACCUUGUCCUCAACUUCCGAACAGGCAUUGUGGUGGAGGACAACACAGAGAUCAUCCUAGACCCACAGAGGAUCAAGAUGAAGUACCUGAAGAGCUGGUUUGUGGUGGAUUUUAUCUCCUCCAUCCCCGUGGACUAUAUCUUCCUGAUUGUUGAAACCCGUAUUGAUUCUGAGGUGUACAAGACAGCUCGGGCACUGCGCAUCGUGCGCUUCACUAAGAUCCUCAGCCUCCUGCGGCUUCUGCGGCUCUCCCGGCUCAUCCGCUACAUUCAUCAGUGGGAGGAGAUCUUCCACAUGACCUAUGAUCUGGCCAGUGCGGUGGUGAGGAUUGUGAACCUGAUUGGGAUGAUGCUGCUGCUGUGUCACUGGGAUGGCUGCCUCCAGUUCCUUGUGCCUAUGCUGCAGGACUUCCCUGACGAUUGUUGGGUGUCCCUCAACCGCAUGGUGAAUGACUCCUGGGGGAAGCAGUAUUCCUAUGCGCUAUUCAAGGCAAUGAGUCACAUGCUCUGCAUUGGGUAUGGGCAGCAGGCGCCUGUUGGCAUGUCAGAUGUGUGGCUCACUAUGCUGAGCAUGAUUGUUGGUGCCACCUGCUAUGCCAUGUUCAUCGGCCAUGCCACAGCCCUAAUCCAGUCUCUGGACUCCUCACGGCGUCAGUACCAGGAGAAGGACAUAGACAGGCAAAACUACUGCCUUCAAGUUCUGGUUGAACCAGUAGGCCUGCACCUCCACAAAAUAGGAGAGCUAAUUGAAUAA